This is a messenger RNA of Haemonchus placei, 294 nucleotides long. NCBI's taxonomy places the organism in Eukaryota, Metazoa, Nematoda, Chromadorea, Rhabditida, Trichostrongylidae. The record is from the annotation of a GenBank genome assembly.
AUGCGUUUGGAGUUUCUUUUCGUUCGCUAUCAAAUACGCAUUUUGACCAGCAUACCACCACUACUCAUCGCUAAAGGUACACUUUCGGCGACAACUUGGGAUGGCUGGAUGGAAAAGGAACAACUGAACAGUGAUGAGGAUCCCCUUGUCAUGGACCCUAACAUCAUCGAAGCAGCAGUAGCCGAUCAACUUCAACUACUUGAUGGGCCCCGACUUACUCUCAUGGAUCUUCGCGCCGCUUCUGUAGAAGAAGACAGAGUGAACUUGGCAAGCUUUCAAGGGUCUGUGUUCUAA